AUGUCCAUCAGGAUAGCGCUCGACAAUGCGCCCGAGUUCUUCACCAACCUCGACUCCGUCACCGGCCGCGUCGUGCUGCACCUGAGUCGGCCCGAGCAAGUCGGCGGCAUCGUCGUCAAGCUCGAGGGCGAGUCCAAGACGGCCCUCGGCCUGCCCCAGGCCUACGACGACCGCGCUCCGCGACCCGGCGGCGGCCCCGGAAGCAUCGCCAGUGAGAAUCACAAGAUCCUCUACCGCGUCGCUCAGGUCUUCCCCACCUACGAUGAGGACCUCGCCGGCGGCAGCUCCAGCUACUCCCAGAGCUACAUUCUCCAGGGCGGCCAGCACGAGUUCCCCUUCACCUUCAAGCUGCCCAUCAACAACGCCUGCAGUGACCCCGUCGCCAUGUCCAAGAUCGGAGGUAUCGGCGGCUUGGGAGGCUUCGGCGCCGGCAUCGGCCCUUUCGGCCUCGGAGGCGCCCGCGUCAUGGACGGGAGCAAGCAGCUGUUCCUCCAGCACGUCACCAAAACCCUGCCGCCCUCCUUCACCGGCUUCCCCCGCCAGGCCGAGGUCCGGUACUACAUCAAGGUGACCAUCCAGCGACCCGGCUUCCUGAAGGAAAACUGGCGUUACCAGAUCGGCUUCAAGUUCAUGCCUAUCGAGCCGCCCCGGCCCCCAGCCACGACGCAGGAGGCCUUUGCCCGACGGCCCUUCACCUUCAAGCCGCGUGCGCAAGGCCUCCAGAAGAAGUCGUCCCUCUUCUCCUCGAGCAAGGACGACGCCGCCGACUCGGCCGCCCUGCCGCCGUCCAUCGAGCUGUCGGCGCGCCUCCCGCACCCGCCCAUCCUCACCUGCAACCAGCCCAUCCCGCUGCGGCUCAUCGCCAAGAAGCUUGUCCCCUCGCACGAGCAGGUCUUCCUGACCUCCAUCCAGAUCGAGCUCGUCGGCAAGACGCUCGUGCGGUGCCACGACCUCUUCAACACCGAGACCAGCAAAUGGAUCGUCGUCACGCAGACGGGGCUCAGCGUGCCCAUCCUCGGCGACCCAACCUCGGAGGACCUCUCGCUCGAGUCCGUCAUCCCCGACGACCUGUGGCGGAACAUCCCGCUGCCCAACACCGUCGCCCCGUCCUUCGCGGCCUGCAACCUCCAGCGCCACUACGAGCUCGACAUCCAGCUGGGGCUGUGCUGGGGCAAGCCGCCCAGCCCACGCGGGUUCCUGAGCUCGUCCAAGGAGAACCCCGCGGCGCAGUCCAUCUUCCUGCCGCUGCACUUUUCCAAAGUUCAAAUCUACUCGGGCAUCGCGCCGCCGCCGCAGCUGCUGGCGGCGCUGCGGGCGCAGGCCAACAGGCCCAGCGCCGCAACGCUCAGCGUGCCGCCGAGGCUGCCCCCGCGGACGGCGCAGUCCACGCCCCUGAUGCCGACGCAGCAGUAUCGUCCCGGACAGCAGCGGCCACCCGCGGCAGCGGCAGCGGCAGCAGGAUCGCAGGCGCCGCAGUAUGACCCCCUAUACCCGCCUCAGAUUGGCACGCCCGGAGCCGCCGUCUUCGACGAGGCGCCGCCAAGCUACGACGAGGCUUUGGCCGCGGGUGCGUCGGGCCCAGAGGAGAGGCCGGCGUACAGCGGUGUGACGAACGAGAAUGCCCCCAGUCAGAUCCCGGAGAAGAGCUAG
This is a messenger RNA of Colletotrichum graminicola M1.001, 1650 nucleotides long. RefSeq names its product arrestin. NCBI's taxonomy places the organism in Eukaryota, Fungi, Ascomycota, Sordariomycetes, Glomerellales, Glomerellaceae. Gene Ontology annotation, cellular component: plasma membrane; cytosol; cytoplasm. The record is from RefSeq and is a predicted model, not a curated record. The coding region runs from base 1 to 1650 and encodes 549 amino acids. The transcript has a single exon. Gene Ontology annotation, biological process: ubiquitin-dependent endocytosis. Gene Ontology annotation, molecular function: protein-macromolecule adaptor activity; ubiquitin protein ligase binding.